Messenger RNA from Aspergillus niger, 1101 nucleotides. RefSeq lists its product as uncharacterized. NCBI's taxonomy places the organism in Eukaryota, Fungi, Ascomycota, Eurotiomycetes, Eurotiales, Aspergillaceae. The coding region runs from base 1 to 1101 and encodes 366 amino acids. The record is from RefSeq and is a predicted model, not a curated record. The transcript has a single exon.
AUGGUGUCCAUCUACACGCCCCGUGCUCGCUCAGCACGACAACAUUCACAACAACAACAACUAUCCAUCCUUCUCUGCACCCUACUUGCCCUCCCAUCCGUGCUAGGAUCCGUGCUGCCAUCCACCGCAGAAAUAAGCAGUGGGGAGAUCGUCAAUGCGGAUCUCUCCGCAGCACAUACCACCACCACCAACACAGAUCAACCACUAUCACUAUCACUAUCACCAGAUAUCUUCACCACCACAACCACCAACGCCAACGACGACACCAGCAACCUCACCCUGCACCCCCGCAGCACCACCACCAACACCACAUCCAUAUCCACCGACACGACCGACACAUCAUCAUCCACAUUCCCCACCGCCUUCGACACCUCCCUAACCAACAACUUCACCACCACCACCUGCGCCACCUUCUUCCACAACCUCCUAUCCAACACCACCCUGACCUCCUGCCACGCCAUCUCGCUCCUCCUCCGCGACUCGACCUCCUUCUUCCACGCCCUCACCUCCGCCCCCACCACCUCCUCCAUCCUCGACACCGCCUGCGCCUCGAACCUCACCACCUGCAGCACCGCUCUCACCUCCCUCGCCUCGCAACUUCUCCAAUCAUCCACCUGCCUGCACGACUACAACGCCGGAAACCAAGCCGUCGUAUCCGCCUACACUGAUCUCAUUACCUACGCGCCCAUCUACCGCGCCACGUGCCUGCAGUCUCCAGAGACGAACAACUAUUGCUUUGUGGAUGCGGUAACGAAUACCAGUAAUUCUGUGGACUAUGAUGUGUAUUUCGUGCCGUAUGGGAGUGCCAUUGAUGCGGCGCCGUGGCCCACGUGUAAUGAGUGUUUGCAGGCGACGUUGAAUGUGUAUAAGGAGUAUGCGAGUGUGGAUGGGCAGCCGUUGGCGGAGAGUUAUUUGCCGACGGCGAGGGGGGUGAAUGGGGUGUGUGGGAGUGGGUUUGCGGAUGUUAAUGUUACGGUGGGGGUGGUGAAGGAUGGGGUUAGUAGUGGUGGUGCUGGGGGGAGGUUUGGGGGAGGCAGUUGGGGGGUGAUGGUGGUGGUGGUUGUGGGGUGGAGUGUUGGCUGGGUGAUUGGGGUGGUUUAG